AUGCGUGCACACCGCGCCCAAGCCGUGCCCCACACCGUGCCACCUGCACGCGCCCAAGGAUGCCUAGCCCCUGGCCUCCCCUGCCUCUCGCUCCCGCUGCCGCACGCCGCGCUCCGCCCCUCCGCCGCGGCCACGGCCAGCACCGCCCUGCUCCCCUCGCCGCCCGCAACCGCGCAGGCCUCGCCGUGCCACCGCUACCCGUUCCCUGCAUCCGGUCCAAGCCCGUGGCCUCGCCCCGCUGCUCCUUCGCCGCCCGGCGCCCGCUGCCGGCGCUCGCUCCUGCAUCGGCGCCCGUUCGGGCUGGGCGACAGCGCCCCUGCGCCCGCACGCCCGUAA
Aegilops tauschii subsp. strangulata is the source of this 336-nucleotide messenger RNA. The record is from RefSeq and is a predicted model, not a curated record. NCBI's taxonomy places the organism in Eukaryota, Viridiplantae, Streptophyta, Magnoliopsida, Poales, Poaceae.